This is a messenger RNA of Perkinsus marinus ATCC 50983, 468 nucleotides long. RefSeq names its product actin, putative. NCBI's taxonomy places the organism in Eukaryota, Perkinsozoa, Perkinsida, Perkinsidae. The record is from RefSeq and is a predicted model, not a curated record. The transcript has 4 exons. Bases 1 to 468 code for a protein of 155 amino acids.
AUGUCUGACACUGAGUCCCCUGACGAAACUCCCGCUGUUGUGAUUGAUAACGGCAGUGGUCUUUGUAAGGCGGGCUUCGCAGGUGACGACGCCCCUCGAGCCAUCUUCCCCUCCAUUGUGGGGAGGCCUAAGAUGCCCGGCAUCAUGGUUGGUAUGGACCAGAGGGAGUGGUACGUUGGUGACGAGGCUCAGUCCAAGAGAGGAGUUCUCACUCUGAAGUAUCCUAUUGAGCACGGUAUUGUCACCAACUGGGACGACGUGGAGAAAAUAUGGCAUCAUACCUUCUAUAAUGAGCUUCGAGUUCAGCCUGAGGACCACCCGGUGCUCCUCACUGAGGCGCCCUUGAACCCCAAGGCGAAUAGAGAGCGCAUGGUGCAGAUUAUGUUUGAGGUAUUCAACGUGCCAGGCGUGCAUGUCCAGAUCCAGGCUGUGCNNNNUGCUGAACAUCUCAGUGAAUGGAAGGGUUGA